This is a messenger RNA of Purpureocillium lilacinum, 735 nucleotides long. NCBI's taxonomy places the organism in Eukaryota, Fungi, Ascomycota, Sordariomycetes, Hypocreales, Ophiocordycipitaceae. The record is from RefSeq and is a predicted model, not a curated record.
AUGGCGCAGAGGCGCCCUUCUGGGAAAUCCGGCAGCUGGGUGCGGACGGUCGUCGUUGUUGUGAUGGCAACACGGUGGUCAGAUCCUGAGAAGGUCACGGUGAGGAGUGCAAUGCACGACUCCGUUGUUGACAGCGCCGGAGGUACGCGCCAUGUUGGCUUGAAGUCUGCACAAGCUGCUUGGCAGACUCGGUUGGAGUCUGGAGGCACUGGGUGCUCUUCUUGCUGUAAGCAUGUGUUGUGUAUUCCAGUGAGACAUCGGCAGUGGUGCCGUCGUUGGUUUCUACUUCGAUGGGUGUCAUCGACUACAGUGUCGCCCCUUUGCUUGUACAACGAGCUGUGCGACUUGUUGGGGCCAAGAACCUGGUUUCGGGUGUGUGCCCGAGAGUCUGGACGCGGUAUUUUUGACGUCUUGUUGAGACUGGAUGAUGAUGCGUGUCUCCUUGGUGGAGGAGCAUCCUUGCUUACACCUGUCCCACAUUCUUCCCGGUUUGAAGCGGGUUUGAGUUGGGCGUGGCAAUUGCCGUGCUGUUGGCAAGCGGCGGAGUCCGAAUCUGCUGCGUGGCUGUGCGUUCUCAGGUACGCUGAGGAUAUUAUACCUUUGGGGAGUGUUGAUCUAUGUGAUACUUUGCGGAAUGAGCUUGCCGGGGUGCGUAAGCUAGUUGAGGCACAACAGGUGGUGUUGCCGCGGAGCGCUGGUCGUUCCUCCUCGGUGGGGCCUACCCAGCCUUCCUAA